Pestalotiopsis fici W106-1 is the source of this 267-nucleotide messenger RNA. RefSeq lists its product as uncharacterized. The coding region runs from base 1 to 267 and encodes 88 amino acids. The record is from RefSeq and is a predicted model, not a curated record. NCBI's taxonomy places the organism in Eukaryota, Fungi, Ascomycota, Sordariomycetes, Amphisphaeriales, Sporocadaceae. The transcript has 3 exons.
AUGCCUUCCGCUACCACCAACCAAUCUUCCGCAACCACUCGAUGGCAAGAUAACCUCCAAGACAAAUGUCACGAGUAUGGCUGGGUCAUGCCAGAGUUUCAGAUCGUGUCAGACAGGAGAGGCGGCCGUACAGCAUGGUCAUGUAUUGUCAAAGUCUGCGGUACACCUGUCAAGGCCAAAUUCUGGUACGACGGCAGAAACCUCAACAACGCAAAGGAGGAUGCUGCUGAGGCUGCGUUGCUUUGGCUCACCAGCUCGGGCUACUAG